GUCAAUUGUCAAUAUAAUAUAAACAUGGUUAAUAAUUUUAUGAAAAUGAUUUUUGAUCAUUAUAUGAUCGAAAGAAAUUGUUCGUUCGUACAAUACUCGGUGAAGUAAUAAAAGGAAAAGACCAUGAUUCGAUGAUCACCACUGUGUGGAUGAUACAUUAAUUUAUCCCGUAACAAGAAUCUUGAAAUUAACGAUCAGACAGAACCUGAACAAAAAUUUAUAAAUUAUUUAAAUAUCGUUGCUCGCGUAUUAAGGUAGGUGCGAUCAUUGCCGAAGUUAACAGCGUAAAACAUUUUGUUGCGAUGUGAUUUAAGGUCAGGAAACUUUGACCGCUCGUCGCUAGAACGUAAUAUUCGCUAUUAUGAUAUGCAGAAUAUUAAUUCAAGAAAUAGUUUGAAUAAGAAUACGGAUGCGACGGUUUUCUGUACGAAUGCACAAUGUCAGAUAGCAAACGAGGAACUGGUGAACUUGCGUCAACAGGUGUCGGAUCUGAAAGAAGCGGUUGUAUCUCUAGAAAACACUAUACAAAUAAAAGAUAUGCAACUACAGAACGUUCAACGAAGCAACGAACGGUUGACCGCAGAAUUGAAGAAACAACAAAGAUGCGUGAGGAACAUCAAACAGCAGUUGGACGAUGAAAAGUUCUUCUAUCAAAGGGAAAAGGAUUACUUCAACAGUGAAAUGCAACGGCAGAAAACUCGAUGCGUGUCUGGUAAUUCGAAACUGCAACAGCAGCGACAAGAACUGGAGGAUGCGCGGGAUUCUUUGGAAGAGGAGAACAAGUCGCUCAGAGAAGAAUUGAACGAGAAGACUGAAACAACUUAUAAUUUAUGUAUAAAGUUUUUGCGUAUGAAAUACGCCAAAGAUUCUUUGAGGCAGAAAUUUGAUCAGUUGUUGAACGAGCACUUGCAAGUGAUGGCAGACAUGAUGGAAAAGCUCGACGAGGCUAGAGGAGAGCUCAAUAUUAUCGUGUCAGAGAAAUUUCAGGAACCUCUGCCUUUGAACAAAGCAAAAUUUUUACAGGUGGUACAAAGAAACGCUCGGUUGGUUCACGAGAACGCAGUACUCAAGGUACAGAUACAGCAAUUAACUUUGAACAUAGAGAAAUUAAAAAGCUACGCGCAAAAACCGAAGUUGAUAAACGUUGACGCAAAAAUCAUUACUAAAUUGGCUUCGCAAAGUACGAAAAAAUGUAGCAAGGAAUCUGUGAAGUGGCCGCCGAUUCAAUCGUGCGAAAACGAGUCCGAGAAAACACUGUUCGCCAAGUUCUCGAAUCAAAGUUCCGUCGAUUAUUCGGGGGACGGGAAAUUACUAUCAAAAAUUCGAUCAAACGCUCUAAGAAAAUACGUGGGUGUGCAAGAAAUUCGAACCGAGGAAACGUGGAAAUCUCAAACAGAACGAGCACAUAGCGCACCGGAAAUCUUACGGACGGAAGUCCAACCAAGUGCCUCUACGAUUGCUCAAACGGAUUCAGACUUUCGGGACGCCUGCACGAAUACAUAGUAGGACGAAGAUCCGAACUAUCUCUGUAUAAAUAUUAUGUCUACAGAACAGUUCGCACACUAUAGGGAACGACACAAGAAUGGCAGAGCCAAUAUGAAAUCAUGGAAGUCAUCUCGAGAAUUAAUAAAGGGAAUUAAGUGUCUUAAAAUCAUGUUCAAGAACUUUCAUCGUACAUUUUUAAAGUAAUGACAUGUCAUUACCUGCGCGAACGAGCGUAAAUCGAACGUUAUUCAAAUUCAAUCAACGCGGAAUCGAAACGUGUAUACUUACCACAAAUUAUUUGCAAUUGAUUAUUCAGUAUGGGCGACGAUAACCGAUGGCAAUAAUCGUAAAAUUAGCAAUCACAUAACUUCAUAACGUUAUGAUAUUCGGAUCGAUGGUCAUAAUCGUAAAAUGCAUAUAUGCAGCGCCACCUGAGAUUUAAAUAAUUUAUGAUGGCAAGCAGUAGCCUAACGUUUGUGGGCUCUGAGUUGAUGUUAUUUUAAAUACCAUGCCUUUUACUAUCAUUGUGUGAUCACUCGUUGAAUUACUCUUUGUUGUCUUCAUUCUUUUACUACUGGUGUCAUGCAUUAUCAGAUAUUUAGCAUCGACAGUCGUUCCCGCGGCAACGCGUGAGGGUGGUUAAUUAAUUUUUAACGAAAUAUGAAGUGUAGGUCUAGGAACAGCGUCCAUCUCCUGGCACUACCGGUGGUAAGGGUUGAAGUAGUUCGAACUGAUAUAAUCCCGAAUUGUUGUCAAUUUAUAUAGAUACGAGAAUUGUUGAAAAAAGGGGUAGUUUAGGGUAUUGAUGAUGAUCUACGAAGUCGCGAGGACGAAUAGGGUCUUAAUACUUAUAAACGUCAUUACGACAGAAAGGCCGUGAUUACGUUAGAACGCCGAGAGCACGUUGCGCGAGGGUGUGGGUAGAAGGCUCCGCAGAGGAUCCGAGUAUCCUCGUCUCGUUUCCUCUUGGUCGUUCUCGUGCGGCGUGGAGCCGGUUUCAGGCGAAGCCGGGUUUUAACGAUCGGUCAUUAAGUCGCGAAGAAAAUUGAGACGUCCACCUCUCGGUGAGCUCAUACCCAAUUGAGUAGCGGCCUUAAUACCCCUUAUGUAUUAUCCGGUAGGCGAAGCACCUUGUUAAACGGAUCCGCCAUUUCUUCUUCUCGCUUCGUGUUUUUCCAUGGGGAUCGCGUUCGAUCGAAAACCCGACACUACCGUAACAGUUCUUCCUUCUCUUUUCUUUCUCCCUUUUAAUUUGUUUAGACCUCCUCUUUUUAUCGUGUGUUCCGCGCACCCGUCGCAAGACCUAUAAGAAUUCCACGCUUUUUGCUUAAUUAGCCCGUAUCUGUAACCAGUUGUUACCGAUAUUACCGAAAGUGCGAAAAUGCGUACUAACUUACGGUCGUAUUCCUUUCGGAGCCGGAAUUCAUCUCGAACACCUUACGAUUUCCGGUUUAAAUUGACGAAGAGAUACAGCGAUAACGUAACGCGAUAAAUUAGAUCGAAUAAUCGAUUCGAUUCUCGACUCGAAAUGAGGAAAAGUGCCGGUAAUCCUAUUCGAUUUACUUGGAUUUAAUACGCAUAGGUGUGGAGCAGAUUUUAUUUCAAGGUGUGUAACCUCGAGCGACAGGUUAACGAGAAAUUGAGCUUAGUAUAACGCGCGUUUAAUCGUCAUGUGACGCGUAUUUUCCCGGCGUGUCGAAUCUUUGAGUAAUGGCCUCCGAGAACGUAACAGCCGAUCCUGAUUACGGAUCCCGAUCCUGUUCCCAUCCUGAUUGCGAACAUUAAUGCGCGUGUCGCUUAUCGAUCAUUGGAUAUCAUGUACAGUGUGAAAUAUACCUAGAAACACGGCUCAGAUAAUUGGCAGAUCUACUCUAAGAACACGUUGCUGACUUUUGCAAGAACCUUGACUAAUUCUCUUCGUGCUCAACUUGUUUCUCUUACAUUGCCUCACGGCGUUUAUAAUUAUCAGAAGACUCUAAAGUACCAAAAGUACCUCAGUUACAAAAAUUGAAGUUUUAAUCGAAAGUAAAAGGAAAACGAUGCUCCUCUAACGUUACGUCCCGCGAUAACUCGAUUAUUACGGAACAUAUUGAUUCAUGUACGCUGCACGAGCCAGCAAAAAGCGAAUUUGAAUCGGCCGGUAAAACAAUGAAAUAACGAUGUAAUCUUCGACAAUGGACGGCAUAACCAGGCAGUAGUCGCGCGUUGUCCGCUUGUUAGCGAUGAUAUAUCACAUAUGUACAGCAGCUGUCAUCUUACUUGUCCUUUGACGGCAUAUUUAUACCGGUUUCACCCUGUUCCACGCCGGCCGAUCGCCGAUAACGGAUGCACCUCGCUAAUGCUACUUGCCCGCCGAGACGCCUCUACGCUUCUGAAUUCGUUAUAUCUCUAGUUAUGUUAGCCUGUCUCUAUUUCAACAACUCCGAUAUCAUCCACUGUCCAAAACAUUCAUUACGUGUCUGUAUAAAGGAGACUCUAGAUUGACGAGACUUGGGAUACUUUGGUACUUUGCUGUUGUCUACCGAUUUAUUUGAUAGGGUCAGAUAUUUGAUGCUGAUCAAGUGGACUUAAUCUUGCACUAUUU
This is a messenger RNA of Megachile rotundata (alfalfa leafcutting bee), 4069 nucleotides long. RefSeq lists its product as uncharacterized. NCBI's taxonomy places the organism in Eukaryota, Metazoa, Arthropoda, Insecta, Hymenoptera, Megachilidae. The record is from RefSeq and is a predicted model, not a curated record.